AUGCAAGCUUUCACGGGUUGUGAAGCCCAUUGCUAGACUAGAAAGCCUAAACUACUCGCUUAUUCCAGACUUGCUUUCCUUUAGAAUACUCUAUCAGACUCAAAUAUCGUCCCAAAUUUAUCACCUAUCAUGGACGAGCCUCCCUCGAAGAAGCCGCGCUUUGACCCCCGAAACCCCUCCACUUUGGUCGCCGAAGUCGAAUCCGACGAUGAGAAUCUAGAGGCUGGCGACGUUGGAAAGAGCCGUGGGGUCAAGCGUGGUGCUGUCAAAGUCGAUGGCUACGAUUCCGAUUCCUCAACCGAGAACUUCAAUACCCGCGCUGAAGCGAAGGCCGCAGCUACCUUACAAGACGAUGACGAAGAUGAUGACAUGUUUGCGGGUUCCGACAAGGACGAGAGGAAACCCAGUCGCAAAGACAAGAAGAAGCCUGUGCGAUUCCUAGAGACUCACGAAAUUGAAGGUCAGGAGGAAACUAGCAAAUCCGGUGGCCAUGUCGCCGCUGAUCUCGCUGCCGGGGUCGAUUCACACACGAACGAUGUCGAGACAAGUAGCGAAAGUGGCGAUGAUGAAGAGAGAGCCAGACUGGAUAGCGAUGUUGACGAAGAGAUUGGCGCUGGUGGAAAGAAGAAGCAUGCGCCAAAGCUCGAUGCGUUCAACAUGAGGAAGGAGCAAGAGGAGGGUCGUUUCGACGAGAGCGGUAACUAUGUGAGGAGGGCUCGCGAUCCAGAGGCUGACCAGGAUAAUUGGUUGGAUGGCAUCUCCAAGAAAGACGUGAAAAAGGCUAGGGAGGCUCAUGAAAAGCGCGAAGCCGAGCAGAAAGAGCAGCGACGCGCCAUUGAUGCCAUUGUAACCAGCGACGUUCUCACCACCCUGAUUCCUCUCCUCGAGAGAGCGGAGACUCCCAUGGAGGCUUUGUCCCGAUAUAAUAAAGUACGCCCACAGCAGCCAAAGAAGCGACAUAAAUGGGAUAAGAACAAGAAAUCAGGGACCAUGGACGUGGAUGAGGACCCAGACAAGCAAGCUGCAGCCGAAAGGGCUACCAAAGCUAUCAACGACAUUACCGAGUCCGUGAGUGCUCUAGAGAAGAAAGGCAUGGAUGACGUCUACGACAUCCCGCGGGAGAUGCUCGUGCGUGAGUACAGGAAUGACACAGGCGAAGACUGGAAGGAGCCUGUGCAGAAAGCAGAGGAUCCUGACACGCAGUGGGAGCUUCGCUAUGACGCGUCUCCUGACGUCGUCCACAGUCCCUUUCCUACUUCUUAUAUGAUCGCAUGGAAGGAGCAAGGCCAUUUCGAUAAUGGCGCUGAAUUUCGUCGAGUGGGCGAGACCGAGUGGACUCGGAUUCCCAAUUUCACGGAAUGAGGCAGCCGUUGCGGCUGCAUUGCUGAGAUACAGCUACGAUAUCUAUACCUACAUGUUCUACAUUUACCUCCCGAAAUGUACCAGGAUCUGUGUCCGAGACUCUAGCUUACGGCGCCGGGGAAAGGUUUUCUCAGACACUCUGCAACAUACCCAACGUAUUGCAUCAUGCGCGGUUGGUUCACUCCUGCAACUCUCUCGGCUACCGAUCACAUGAUCGAAGUAAGAUGCAGGCCCCAGCGAUCCUGGGGAACCUUUCUUACACUUCCAGCCAGUCGGGAGGCAGAAUAUCGGCAUUGCGGGUCUGUGAUGGUGGACAGCGGUUGCAACGACGGUGUGUGGUGAGGUAUUCAC
Molecule: messenger RNA, 1713 nt
Organism: Lindgomyces ingoldianus
Lineage: Eukaryota; Fungi; Ascomycota; Dothideomycetes; Pleosporales; Lindgomycetaceae
Exons: 1
Coding region: 130-1362 (410 amino acids)
Cellular component (GO): U5 snRNP
Molecular function (GO): protein binding
Source: RefSeq, a predicted model, not a curated record